CGGCAGCAGCGGCGCUCGUGCAGCAGAACUUUGUCUAGAACUUUUGUUUUUGUGUUUUAUUCGGUUUUGUUGUGGCGGGAAUCCGCGGGGGCACGUGACGUCACAGCACGAGCAGCUGAACGCGAGUCCUGUUCGUCAUCAACCAGGAAGUGAAGACAGCAGGUGGAGCUUCAGCUGAGUGGCGACAGAACGGUGAGACCGGACGGACCGGUGGAACCAGAAACACCUGCAGACAGAGAGUACAGAGAGUACAGUGACCCAGAGGACGCAGCGGUUCUGAAUGUUGGUGCACGAGGACGUGAGACGGACGAACAGCUGCAGGCAGACGUUGGACAGUGAUGAAGAGGAGUCGGCUGUUGGCGCUGCUGGUGGGCGGAGUCUUCUGCCUGGCUGUGAUGUCACUGUACCGCGUGCUGGAGCAGAUGCAGGGGGCGGAGCCUCAUCGUCGCGGAGACGCACCUGACGAGCAGGUGGACGAAGAUUUGUCCCGCCUUCAGCAGAAGAUUGACAGGUUGGAACAGCUCCUCAGUGACAACAACCAGCUGGUUGCUAGGCUGCGGGACUCUUUGCUCCAACGCAAAGUAUCAUGGGAAAGAGAGAGGGGAGGGGCCAAUGGCAGCUCAGACUCUACCUACAGCCGAGCAGACCGACUUCCUGGCUGCCGAUUGGCCAAAGAGAUGAAAGAUGGCGCAGGCGGAGUGCAGCUGCUGGACGUGUACGACCUGCUGUCCUUCGAUAACCCCGAUGGCGGCGCCUGGAAACAGGGCUUUGAGAUUGGUUACCGUGGAGACGAGUGGGACAACCAGCCGCUGGAGCUCUUCCUGGUUCCGCAUUCACACAACGACCCUGGUUGGCUGAAGACAUUUGACAGUUAUUACCAGGACCAGACGAGACACAUCCUGGACAACAUGCUGCUGAAGCUGAGCGAGGACCACAGGAGGAAGAUGAUUUGGGCAGAGAUCAGUUAUUUCUCAAAAUGGUGGAACGACAUCGACGAGCAAAAGAGAGCGACGGUCAAACGCCUAGUGGGGGCGGGGCAGCUGGAGCUGGUGACGGGUGGCUGGGUGAUGGCAGAUGAAGCCAACUCUCAUUACUUCGCUCUGCUGGAUCAGCUGAUGGAGGGCCACCAAUGGCUGCAGAGACACCUGGGCGUGACGCCGAGCAGCGGCUGGGCCAUCGACCCUUUCGGACACUCCCCUUCCAUGACCUACCUGCUGAAGGGGGCGGGGCUUCAAAACAUGGUCAUCCAGAGGGUUCACUACGCUGUCAAGAAGCACUUUGCCCGGCAACAGACGCUGGAGUUUCUAUGGCGACAGAGCUGGGACUCCUCCCCCCACAGUGACAUCAUGUGUCACAUGAUGCCGUUCUACAGCUACGACGUGCCGCACACCUGCGGUCCGAACCCGGCGGUCUGCUGUCAGUUCGACUUCCACCGCCUGCCGGGGGGGCGGGUCUUCUGCCCAUGGAGAGUCCCGCCUGAGCCAAUAACAGAGCAGAAUGUCCAGGAGCGAGCGCUGCUCCUGUUGGAUCAGUACCGGCAGAAGUCUCAGCUCUUCCGUUCUCCGGUUCUCCUUGUUCCUCUCGGCGAUGACUUUCGGUUCGUGGAGUCGAGCGAGUGGGACGCUCAGUUCACCAACUACCAGAAGCUGUUUGACUACUUCAACCAGCAUCCGGAGCUCCAUGUCAAGGCUAGUUUCGGGACUCUGGCCGAUUACUUUGACGCUCUACAUCGCCGUCUUAGUACCGCUGGAACGUCGCUACCAACUCUUCGUGGAGACUUCUUUACGUACGCCGACCGGGACGACCACUACUGGAGCGGAUUCUUCACGUCACGCCCGUUUUACAAACGCCUGGACCGGACGCUGCAGGCGACACUCAGAGCGACAGAAAUCCUCUUCAGCCUGACUUUGGCUGAAAUGCGUCGUUUCAGUGUCGAUGGUCGUCUAGCUGCAGAUUUUCCGGCUCGUGAACACUUUCAGCGCCUGACGGUGGGGAGGCGGAACCUGGCGCUGUUUCAGCACCACGAUGCCAUCACCGGCACUGGCCGAGAUCCAGUGGUGGUCGACUAUGGCACCAGGUUGUUUCACUCCAUCCUGAACCUGCGCCAGGUGCUGCAGAGCUCCGCCCACUGGCUGCUCCUACUGGACAAGAGCCAGUACCACCAUGACCAAUCAAAACCCUUCCUGCAAAUGGACGAUGUGAUCUGGGCACAGGACGCUCUGCCGCAGAAGACGACGCUUACGCUCAGUGCCGAGCCCAGGUCAUUGAUCGUCUUUAACCCGACCGAGCAGCUCCGUACCUCCGUCAUCAGCGUCACCGUCGACUCUCCAGAUGCUCGUGUCGUCGAUGCAGAAACAGGCCGACCAAUGGCUGCUCAGAUCUCUGCGGUGUGGGCGGAGCCAAGCCAAGUUUCCACAGAGGCGUUUCAGCUCUCCUUCGCAGAUGAACUUCCUCCGCUGUCACUCGUCGUCUAUCAUGUGACCAAAGCGGCGGCUGGCUCCACCCCUCGGGCACGCUACACCAUCCAUCGUCGUGGCGACCCACCAACCAUCCACAAUGAGCAUUUUCAGGUGUCCCACCCCCCUGAGGCCAACGCCCCCCUGUUGCUUAGCAACAAACACAUCCAGCUGUGGAGCUCCUGGGAGACGGGCCUGCUGCAGAAGCUCCGUCUGCAGUCUGGUCUGCUCCGUCAGCUGCAGGUCCAGUUUCUGUGGUACGGAACCAGAACCGGAGCCAACCAGGAAAAGAGCGGAGCGUACCUGUUCCUACCUGGAGAGGAGGGGCCUCAGCCCUAUUCGUCGUCAGAGCCUCCGCUGGUUCGGGUCUCCAGAGGUCCGAUCUUCUCUGACAUCACCUCAUGUUUCCGCCAUUUCACACACACAGUUCGCCUCUUUCACCUGGACGGGCAUGCUGGGAGGUCGCUGGAGAUUUCCAACAUGGUGGACAUCAGGUCAGAGGUCAACCGCGAGCUUGUCAUGCGACUUGUCAGUGACGUUGCCAACGGCAACCGUUUCUACUCCGACCUCAACGGUUUCCAGAUGCAGCAGCGUCGGACUCUGGCGAAGCUCCCUCUGCAGGCAAACUUUUACCCGAUGAGCUCGGCGGCGUUUCUGCAGGACUCGGCGAGUCGCGUGUCGCUGCUGGCAGCUCAGAGCCAGGCGGUGGCGUCGCUCCGACCAGGUGAGUCAGCAGAUCACCUGCCUCGGCGCUCUGACUGCAGCUGAUUUGUAUGUUAAUAAGUAUUUUUAGUAUUUUUCGUUCUACACGCUGCCUGUUGACAGAUGUUCUGUCCGUUGGUGAUCAGGACCAUAUGGGUCUUGAUCAAAGCGUCACCGGUUCUCUUUGAAGCAGCUGCUGACAGAAAACUCCCAGAGCUCAUCUUCUUCUCUUCUGUUCCUGUGUUAUGAAGCAUCUGUGAGGUUAUGAAAAAGCGCUGUAUAAAACGUAUGCGUUGCCAUUAUUAGUAUUCGUGUCACCUUUGUUACC
Stegastes partitus (bicolor damselfish) is the source of this 3486-nucleotide messenger RNA. RefSeq names its product mannosidase, alpha, class 2A, member 1 (gene man2a1). The record is from RefSeq and is a predicted model, not a curated record. Gene Ontology annotation, cellular component: Golgi membrane. Gene Ontology annotation, biological process: N-glycan processing; mannose metabolic process; protein deglycosylation. The transcript has 21 exons. Bases 339 to 3224 code for a protein of 961 amino acids. Gene Ontology annotation, molecular function: alpha-mannosidase activity; carbohydrate binding. NCBI's taxonomy places the organism in Eukaryota, Metazoa, Chordata, Actinopteri, Pomacentridae.